CCAGAGACGACGACAUGAUCGUUUUUCGGGAGAUUUCGCCGGCAGAAGAUUUCUACUAUCCCAUCGGAUCUCUCAUUUCCAUCUUCAGGAACGACAAAGAUGAUGCCUUGCUCGUUCCCAUGAGAAUAGUAGGGUGGAUUUCCAGGCGUUCUGAAAUGGGUGUAUUAUGGAGUUUCUUCUUCUGUUGCUGCUUCCCUGUUGUAGCUCUGUCUAUUAGUGGCGACUGCUCAUCAUUGGAGGAUUGUAUACUGAAGUCUUAUUUCUCAAAACACGAAGUUCUUUCUGAUUCUAGCUUCCAAGAUCUACUACAAGAUGAGCUCUCAAAGUUCUCAUGCAAACUGCUGCCUGGUGAUCCCAAUCCUCAACUCACACUAUCUGGUUUGGGGCGUCGUUUGAUUGGGGAAGGCUCUCAUCGCCAUCUAUCCUCAACAAUCCAGCUUCAAAUCCCUCCGCAAAGUUUCCCUCUUCAGUCUUGCAAGCUUGUAAUGAUUGAGAGACUGCCCUCUGGAGUCUUUGCUGAUCCAUUCGAGCUCGACCACCUGCUCCAUCAUGGAGCAUAUGCUGCCAUAGGUGUCUUCGGAGAUACAAAUUUGGAGUUGCCUUCGGUUUCCUCAAAUAGGUCUGCAGUUGAGAUUCACAUGAAUUUCAAGCACAACACUUCAUCCGGAGCCAUGUCUGCACUCGGAAUCAGAAUAGACCUCCCAUUACAUGCCCGAUAUGCGGCGUUGCAUGAAAGUGGAUACUCAGAAGUGGCAUUCGGGACACCGGAUUUGCUCGUGAGUUGCAGCAUGGAAGGAAGCUCGGAGAAGAGAAGUUGCUUGAUUGUGCCAAGCAGUGACAGCAACAAACUGAGAACAGAUGUUGUUGUGUGGAAAAUACCAUGUGGGAUCAUGAGCCAUACAAAUGUGGUCUCUGUUGUUACCUUUGCUACUGCCUUCGUAUCAACCCUUGUCAUUGUAUUACCAUCUGUGCUUUACUCCAAACCUCGUUGAAUAUUUCCAAAGAUAAAAAGUAAAACCAUGAUUUUCCUGGUUAGGAGCCAUCCAGAAUUUCCUUUCUUCUUAACAGCCUUUUUUUUUUUACUUUCUAACACUCUCUUGGUUUACUUCCUCUUAUUAAAAGAUCCACCCCCAUUUAUCAAACAUAUCACAUUAAUUUGAUUCGUACAUUAAAAGAGUGUCUAGAUUUAGAAAGUGGGAACAAGAUUAGUGUGAAACACUUUAAACCGAGUUGGUUGGAUAAAAGAGAAAGGAGGCUAGAAGUUCAGAACCGAAGACGUUGCACUAAACAGAAACAUGGCGGUGAUUAGGUUUCCUGAAAGAUGCAAUAAUGAUGUCGGUGUGCACCAAAUGAAGCCAAAAACUAACUUGAAAGAUCGAGCAUUGACAAUAAUCAUGUUCAUUCCUGCCACGCUACACAUGAUUAAGCAUGCAUUCCAAUUUUGUGGCGUUUUAUAUUUGUUGUUUAUGUUCUCUCUUACUGACGGGGGGAAAAGAUAUUGGCAUUUUCUGUUCUAUGUUUGGUAACUUUUUUUUUUCAUUUGUGUUUGAUUAGUGUUCUUCGUUCCGAUCUAGGGUUUUUGUUCUGGACUUGCUCUUCUUAGAAUAUGAAGUUAGAAGUUUGGGAACCUAUCUCUUCACUACUUUCACCUCCGGCUUCCCCUAGUUGCUUGUGUGGCUAGAUCGGUCUGUCGGAUCGGGCAAGGUAGGGUCUUCUCUAGUUGUUGCGGUUGGGAUGUGUUGUUUUUUUUAGUUUUGUGGCUCCAGUAGAAUGUUCUUCUGUUCUAUGAGCAUGAUCUCUCUGCCUUGCCUCUCUCUGCCUAUCUAACUCAGAACAAUCCGUUUCACUUUUUUGUCCACCACCAUGUAAUCUCGUUCAUGAGAUUUAUUGUGUAAAUGUCUUUGAGCAAAUCACAGGAAGCAACAGGAGCAUAUGCCAUUGUUGUGCUCAAUAGCCAUGAACUUCGCUGUGAUCGGACGAGAUGAUGUUGUUCUUGGUGCUACUAUGUUUGGUUUGGAAGCAAGAAGGAUAGGUGUAAUAUAUUUGAAUCAAGUGUUCAGAUCCUAUGGGUGGUUGAUUUCGCACUUUGUUUUUGCGAACGAUGCACUGUGAUAGUAGCUAGUACAUAUGGGUCUACUAAUCUGGUAUUGCUCUUCUGUUAGAGUUGUUUUUAUGGAAUAAAGCUUGAUUUUCAUUAAAGAAAGUAUAAUAUUAUAUGAAUAAUCACCAAUGAUGUGAAUGAGAAAAAACUACGUAAGAAAUUGGUUUUAGAUGUUUUGCCUCUAGAGGUGACAAGAAAACUUUUCCUAUAAUGAGAUGGUUUCCGAAGAGAAAAUAUAGGAAUAGGAUACUCAUGUCGUUAUAGUACUGCAGGCGUACCAAAAGCAUUACACAUUUCAUAUUAUCAUUUAUUGUUCAAUUAUAUGGACAGGAAUGAUUAACUUUCAGGAUUUCGUCAUCCCGGAUAUUAAUGUUAUUUUUGGUUAUACUAGUACAUGAAUUUGUAUUUUUGUUCAUUUCGGUACAUCAACUUUCUAUUUAUUGGUAAAUCUAAUAAGAUUUAUACAUGUCAUUAAUAAAAAUAAAUAUACCAUGUCAUAUGCCACGUGUAAUUUGAAACAUAUUAAAAUAUUAAAAACAUGUAAUUCUAAAAAUAAUAUCCUUAGUAAAAUAGAUAGAAAGUGAGAUUUAUGUUCCAGAGAGAGGGUAAAUCGGAUUGAAUCUGAAUAAUAAUUAUUUCGGUAUGCAGCUUCGCGAGAAAGUACUAUUUACACAGUUCCAAAAAAGUUUAGCCGAUAAAAUAAAAAGAAAAAAAUACUAAUCUUCUAAUCUACUAGUGUAUUGAUGACGCGAAACCAUCAAUUAUGCAAGUUAUGUAUAACUCGACUUUUUGUUUGAUUUUCUUUUUUAUGAUAGUUUCCUUCCUCUAAAGUUUUGCAUCAUUCUAUAAGAUAUUCUUAAGAAAUGUAUAAAUAAUUA
Messenger RNA from Linum trigynum, 2979 nucleotides. The record is from the annotation of a GenBank genome assembly. Lineage: Eukaryota; Viridiplantae; Streptophyta; Magnoliopsida; Malpighiales; Linaceae.